AUGCGCGUGCUUAGCGGCGCGGGCGGCACGCUGAGCGGUCGUGAGGCGAAUGAGUACGCGAGCUACUGCGCGCGCAUCCACGACGAGGAGAUCUACCACGACCUGUGCGUCGUCAAGGGACCCGCGCGCGAACCGCCCGCACCCCACCCGAUCGCUUUCACCGCACUAGCGUCGUCGUCGCAUAGUUUAGAGAAACGGGACUAUGUUAUACGCGAGUUGGUGGACACGGAAUGCAAUUACGUGGACGUGCUGAGUAAAAUAAUCAAGUACUUCCUGAAACCGUUGAUGCAGUGUCUGAAGCCGCAAGAUAUGCAAAUUAUUUUCUUCGGUGUAAAGGAGCUGCACGAAAUUCACACAGGACUAUUACGUCAGUUGAGACUGGCCACAGAGGUCUGCGUUCCGGGCAGUGGCGCACCCCGGUUGGCGGAUGUGUUUCUGGCGUGGCGGGAAAAGCUGCUGCUAUACGGAGACUAUUGCUCUAAUCUUACUACGGCUCAAGAUACGCUAAAAACACUGGACUCUAGGGACCCGGUGUUUAGUAAACAACUUGCGAAAUGUCAAAAGGAACACAGCGAUGGUCGGAUACAGUUGCGCGAUAUUCUUUCGGUGCCCAUGCAGAGGAUACUCAAAUACCACUUACUGCUGGACAAACUGGUGCAGGAAACACAGCCGAACCACGAAGAAUUUCGCGGACUGGAGCGUGCGAAAGAAGCUAUGGUUGAUGUGGCUCAAUAUAUCAAUGAGGUGAAGAGAGACAGUGAAGUUCUAGCUUUACUUGCUAAAGUCCAGGAAAGUAUAAUAAACUGGGACGGAGCUGAGCUGGGUGCAGGCGGAGCUCUGCUUGCAGCAUAUGGACGGCUGCUGCUAGACGGUGAGCUCAAGGUCAAAGCGCACGAAGACCAGAAACAAAGGUUGCGUUAUGUCUUUGUCUUCGAUAAGCUUAUGCUACUGUGCAAGCCCGUUAAGGAUAACCAAUACUCAUACCGUGUCGGGAUUCGGUUGGCGGAGUACAGAGUGGAGGAAGGGUGUGGUCGUAGGGCGUUACGGACGGACGGAAGGUGGUCAUCCCAGUUUUACCUCGUCCGACGGACGAAGGAAACUACCUUUACGCUUUACGCGCGGACGGACGAAUGCCGACGGAAAUGGCUUAAGACGAUACAAGACGCCAUAGACAAUCUAGAACCGCCGGGAUGUAGGAAUACAAAUCACAAGUUUGUGUUACAUACGUUUGACAAACCUGCAACUUGCCAUCAUUGUUCAAAGUUCCUCAAAGGCCGAAUAUUUCAGGGUUACCUAUGUUCAGUAUGCAGCGCGUGCGCACAUAAGGACUGUAUAGCGCUCUCGGGUAGGUGUGGUGGUGGUUUGUCCGUGGCUCCGCCCCUUCCGCCUCACAACCAGCAGCCGGAUCAUGCGCUUCAUUAUUAUAUGUGGUAUGUCGGUGAAAUGGGCAGAGAAACAGCAACAGCGCGGCUAGAGCGGCGAGUGGACGGCACGUUCUUGUUGAGGGUGAGACCGCGUGCCCCGCCGCAUCCUUCCAACGACACACAUUACGCUCUCUCGCUGAAGACGGAUAAUACAGUGAAGCAUAUGCGGGUGUGUCGUAAGCCGAUAGACCAGGUGCCACAUUACUACCUCUCGGAGUCACGUUUCUUUCGUAGCAUCGUCGAGCUGGUUACCUACUAUGAAAGCGUCAGUCUCGCCGAGAACUUUGUAGGAUUAAACUCUAGUCUAAGAUGGCCAUUUAGGCGGGUGGUUGCAACGGUGAUACAUGACUUUCGGCCGUUGGAGUCGAGUCAGCUGUCGCUUCGUCCCGGCGCAAAAGUCCUAGUGCUUAGCAAGGAGGGUGACAGCCGAGGCUGGUGGAAGGGCAGGAUACUAGACAAGGUAGGUGACAAUCGUUCCGGUUAUUUCCCGAAGGACUGCGUGCUAGAAGAACCGGAGUGUAUAGGCGCGCUCGACUGA
This is a messenger RNA of Leptosia nina, 1962 nucleotides long. The record is from the annotation of a GenBank genome assembly. NCBI's taxonomy places the organism in Eukaryota, Metazoa, Arthropoda, Insecta, Lepidoptera, Pieridae.